Molecule: messenger RNA, 6027 nt
Organism: Platichthys flesus (European flounder)
Lineage: Eukaryota; Metazoa; Chordata; Actinopteri; Pleuronectiformes; Pleuronectidae
Gene: zbtb42
Product: zinc finger and BTB domain containing 42
Exons: 2
Coding region: 321-1916 (531 amino acids)
Biological process (GO): regulation of transcription by RNA polymerase II
Cellular component (GO): nucleus
Molecular function (GO): DNA-binding transcription factor activity, RNA polymerase II-specific; protein binding; RNA polymerase II cis-regulatory region sequence-specific DNA binding
Source: RefSeq, a predicted model, not a curated record
UGGAGGGACAGGUGUUUUGAUAAGAGCCAAUAGAUGUUCCCAGUGAGCCGCUGCUGUGUGAACUCACGGAGCGACACCACCACCACCGCCACCGAACUUUAUUGUGGCCGCGCGUUAUCGCGAGACUUGUGCCAUUAUCAACCUGCUUGACACACAGCAGCGCUGAGUGCAGCCUGCCUUGCCAGGGUUAGGACCGAAGCUUCAAGAAACGACAAGGAGCAGCGAAAACAUCUGGACCGCACAUCAUGAGAGGAGACCGGGGCUUGUAGGUGGGGGAACAGCACGACGGAUCGGGCGGACACACAUGUUAUGAAGGAAGAAUGGAGUUCCCAGACCAUAGCCGCCAGUUGCUGCAGUGUCUGAGUCAGCAGCGUCACCAAGGUUUCCUCUGUGACUGCACUGUUCUUGUCGGCGAGGCUCGAUUCAGAGCGCACAGAGCCGUGCUGGCCUCCUGCAGCAUGUACUUCCAUCUCUUCUACAGGGACCAGCAAGACAAAAGGGACGUUGUGCAUCUCAACAGUGACAUUGUGACAGCCCCUGCUUUCAGUCUGCUCCUUGAAUUUAUGUAUGAGGGGAAGUUGGAGUUCAACACUCUGCCAGUGGAGGAUGUCCUGGCAGCAGCCAGCUACCUCCACAUGUAUGAUAUAGUGAAAGUGUGCAAAGGCAAGCUUAAGGAUAAGGAACUUUCGUGCCUGGACGAGAAGAUUGGCGAGGGUUUGGGACUCAGCUGCCUGGACAGGGAAAAUUCCUCGGAUGGCGAGCUGCACAGUAAGCAGCUACUCCGGCGACAGCUCCAGUCACAGUCUCUGGGGCUUCACAGGGCCCCCCCGGCAGAAGAGUUUGACAUGGACAACGGCGAACUCAGGCUGGCUGUCACAGAUUGUGAUAGGUCUACACGGAGCAGGCAGAAGGCGAACGGUCACUCUGGCAGGUCCCCGGACCUUGUAAGUGUCAAUUAUGUGUCAGCAGAGGCCGAGCCCUGCGUCCAAACAGCUGGAAAAACAAAAGCUGAUGUCAGUAGUUCCACCGUAUUGCUGUCCCAGAGGUCCCGGGCUUCAGAUGACAUGGACUGUGCACUGGAUUUGUCUUUCAAGCCUCUGUCUAGCAGAGAUCCCUUACACCCCUCCUACGUCUCGGGACAGCUGGCCCUCGACAGCCAGCAGCAGGGCAUUGAGCCACUUGUUAAAGACGAACACGACUUGCUGUCAGAGCAGGAGGACAGUGAGCCGAUGAGCCCUGAGAGCCAGCGCUUUGGGAAUAGUGCCAGGAGCUCGGUGGUGACAGGGUUCGCUGCCCUCUUCCCAGGCAACAACGGCUCUACAGCCGCCCUGCUCUCCCAGGAGGAGGACCUGAUGGACGAGGAGGGGGAGGCCUGCAGAAGGAGGGAGGGCGCCCCAGGCAGGGCGUUGGAGGAGCGGAGGGUCAGGCUGCUGGGGGACAGCGAGGAGGAGGAGGAGGACGACCUGGCCUCUUCAGACAUCUCCACCUCCAGCGGCGUGCUGCUGCCCCCGGGGCAACAGGUGUGUGUGUGCCCCCUCUGCAGCAAAGUCUUCCCCAGCCCCCAUGUGCUGCAACUGCACCUCAGCUCACACUUCCGCGAGAAGGAAGGCGCUCGCUCCAAACUGUCCCCGGACGGCUCGGUCCCCACCUGCAUGCAGUGCAACAAGACCUUCUCCUGCAUGUACACCCUUAAGCGCCACGAGCGCACACACUCUGGCGAGAAGCCAUACACCUGUGGCCAGUGUGGCAAGAGCUUCCAGUACUCUCAUAACUUGAGUCGGCAUGCUGUAGUGCACACACGUGAGAAGCCUCACGCUUGCAAGUGGUGUGAGCGGCGCUUCACCCAGUCCGGGGACCUCUACCGCCACAUCAGGAAGUUUCACUGUGGCCUUGUCAAGACUCUCGCCAUCGGAUAAAACACCUCUCACCCGUGCCAUGGCAUGAGACAGAAAAUGUCUUUUCAUACACUGAAUACAAUUACUGAACCAUUCUCCUGUUAGUACACAGCCGUUUGUGGCAGUCUGUCGGAGACAUAUCUUUCUGGAUUCUAACCCCAUGUGGCAUUUCUCAAGUCUCAAAAGAUGUAGCAACUUCUGAGGCAGGAGCUGUUUACUUGCGCCGAGGCUGUUGAAGGUGCACAGGCUGCUCAGAUCAACAUGGGUGCUGUGAAAUUCAAGCUGGAUCUGUGUGAGCGACGAUGAACAAAUCAGACAAUGCACUUGUUUGUUUCUGCCCUGUUUAAGUCAAUCUGUUGAGUUUAUUUAGUGAGAGCGAGAAAAAAAAACAACAUCCUAUGUAUUUACCCUCUGGGUAAUGAUGUCUAAUGCUAACAUAUGUUAAUACAAUCUUUAGAGUAGGUGAGACUUUUGUGCACAUGGGAGAUCAGAACCGUCCGUGAGUAGCAAUAUAUGAUUUGUUUUUAAAGCUUCUACAUUUAUUAUUAUUAUUACUAUUUAUUAUUUGGGAUUUGUCUAGUCCUCUAACAAGUAAACUAUUAUAAGGCAGCAAAACUAAUGAAGUCUGACUACUGGAAGUAUGAUUAAUAUUAUUGUUCACAGUUUGUGUUUGGUUGAAAUGAAGUCAACUGCAGUUUUAUGUUGUUUAGAACAAGAGGCCCAGACCAUUACAUCAUCAUGUAUCUUUUUUUGCAUUGGGGAGAGUUAGCAGCUCUUUUAGUUACUAAUGUAAGGCAGCACAUAUCGAUGACACGGCCUUGGAAUUGCUACUUAAAAAGGAAAAGUUGUAUAAGCAGCGGGGGGAUGGAGAGCUAGUUGGGAGCUAAUGCCUGUAACACUGGUGCCUACUGAAGUCCUCAACCUAGUGUACUUACUAAAAACAAGAAUGAUACAUAAAUAUUAUCAUGCCUUCACAUCUGGAUCACACUCCCUAUACCAGGUCAUAACAAAGGUAAUUGUCUGCACUGGAAGGAUCCCAGCGUGUCCUUAAUUAAAUCUUUUUUUUUUUUUUUAACAAGAAUGUAAUAAACGUAAAUCAAGCUCCUGUCAGUUAAAUGUUUAUUGGCGUGUUGUGGUUAAAAGCAAAUAUUUGCCAGUAAAUUACCUUGUUAUUUCCUGGUAUGGCAUCUAAAGGGCCCGCUGAUCCGGUGUUUGAGGCCAACCCUCCGCAGGCAGGGAGGGGAAAGACGGAGACAGGUGGAUGUUCGGUGCUUUCGUCAGAUGCUGUCGCCCGUCUGUUCGUCAAAGAUGUGCCGCGUGGCCGAACCUACCGACGUUUCUUUCUCCGAAAUUAACUUUCUCCACAUUGAUUCUUACUGUACGUGUGUCUAAAUUACUACUGAUGAAGUUGGAGCCUUUAGCGGCGCUCGUCCCCGAGAGAAUCCUUUGGGCGGGAAGUGGAUUUUCUUCUGUCCGGUCUCGAGAGGAGGCGUGGCGCUAAAAGUUCCUGAUAUUUGUCUAUUCUGUCCUGAGAAGACUUGAUCAGAAUUUUAUUUAUUAGUUUGGUUCAGGGUUUACUGUAGCUGUAGUUCUCGUUUCUAUGAGCUUGAGAGACGCCACGUCUUGCCUAUAGCGAUCUUGGUACUCAUUAACUGUUGUUUGGGGGCUGUCUGUUUUAUUUUCUCUGUGCAAAUCAAGUUACUGUAAUUGUAUUUUUAAUACACCAUGUAGAAACCUCUGUCGAGUGUUCAUGAUGUGUCACAUGGAACAUAGAGAAGCACUUGUUUUUAGCAUGCAUAUAGUUUCAACACUAUUGUCUAGGCUGCUAUUUCUUACUGUUUGUAUAUUUAAUGUAAAUAUAUAUUGUAUUUAUCAGACUUUGUUUGUUUUUCCGUGUGACAUCGCGCGUCGAGGAGAGUCAGGUGUCUUAUCGAGGCGACACGGCCUCUUAAAAGUGUCCCGUCUUCCAGAGGGGGUUUGGUUCAUUCUUUCUGUUUCCGCCAUUUUUUUUUUUUUUAAGGACUUGAUUGGACUCCGCCUCGCUACAAAUCAGUGCAGUUAGUAAGAGCUCCGACUUCUGUUCUGCCACAGGAAACAGCGGUUCACAAGUACAGCCACAUUGAUACGGCAUCGGCUACCUAUAGAAACGAGACAAUACAGGCAUUGUCCCCCCCCCACCCCCCACCUCUCUACCAAGUCCCAGGUAGUUCUCAAGGGAUCAUUGUGUAUCUCUCUCUCUCUCUCUCGGCGCUGUGGGGAGAGAAGCCGGCGCAAGUCUCUCUUUGCACUUUUUCUGUAUUGAAUGGAGCCCUCGGAAUGUGAGAAAUGUAUUUGGCAAAGGGAGACCAAGGAGACUGUAAACAGGUGUAUUGUUCGGAAGGCAUCAAAGAACAGCCCCCCCCCCCCCCACCACCACCCCCCCACCCCGUCCCAGCACGUGGUAGAUAAACGCCUCAUUGUUCCCCCUACAUGCAGAAGUACCACGGUGAUUCGAUUGCACACAUCUAUCGAGAGAAUAUCAGAGCAUUGUUGUUCAAGAAAAAGUUGCGGAGACUGACGCGGAAUAUCUGGUGGUGGAGGUCAGACGUAGGUGCUCUGAACCUGUCCAUUUCAGCAGAGACUCCCCGAGGUGUUGUUUUUCUUCAAGGUUUCUGUCAGUACACAAAAAGAUAAAUUCGUAUGUGGUUUCGGAGCGUUAGCAAAGGUUUCAAGCGCAGAAACCCAAGUCCAGAAGAAAUCGGCCCCUUUUUUAUUUAUUUUUUUAUUACAAGCAACCUCCCUGACUUGCCAUCAACAACAGAGCUGAAUGGGAGUUGCUUGUAAUCUGCCUCUCCUCCGUUUACUUGCACAAACACUCCUGUUGUUCGCACGCCACGUUUCUCACUUUGGUUAUUCAUCAGAACAACAGACUUGUGUGUCGCAUACAUAGAUGCCGCAUUAGUGUUGAUAAUGUAUAUUUCAAUCCAAUCGCAGGAAUGUAGAUUGUCACUGUUUCAUUUCUUCUGAAGUGCAAGUUAAAAAUCACUUGAUUCUCUAAUGUACAUGUGUACAGAGGUAGCUGAUCAGACAAACUAAUGACACGUGAAAAGGGUCUUUUCUUUCUUUUUGUUAUUCUUUGCCGUCUUUAUUUAUACCUCCAGGAUGAUCACCACAUGUGCCUUGUAGACACACGGAUGGGUGUUGCAUCUGGAGAAGGCCUUUUUCAAUACUGUACAUUUUUACCCUCGACGGCGGUGUCAACGUUCUCAUCCCAGCUCCAGUGGCUCGCCCACUAAUGUGAAACCCUUCACAGCAGUUGUUCCUGUUUUUUUUCAAUUCUAUCAUAUCAAAAAAAUGUAAAUCCUGACAAACUGAAAGUUUGAAGUCCAUUUAUUUUUGCUGCUUUGAGAGAGAUUACAUCAACGUUUUGAGAUUCAUUUCACCUUUUUUUCUUUUUUGUCUGCGACUAAAUCUGUUUUGGAUUUUUGUUUAACUGAAGACAAGCAUUUGUGUUUUGGCUCAUUAGAAGCCAGUGCUAGUGGGAACUAACAGUAUGUUCCGCAGUUAAUGUCACUGUUGAAUGUGAAACACUGAGAUUUUGAUUGUUGACUUUAGUGGAGACGGUGCCUCUCUCGACUGAGGGCCGCGCUCUCCUAACUCAUGCUGUAUGAUCUUUUUAAGUAAAAAAAAACUGUUGUCCUCUGCAGGAUACAACUGUGAAAUUGUGUUUAAUCAUGAGACAUAUUUAUUAUUGCAAUUUGCUUCUGGUGCAACAAUUGACUGUUUCUGUUUUAAUUUGGUUUAAAAAAAAGAAGACAAAGCUUCUAAAUGUCAAACGAAAAAUCUUUUUAAUAGAAUUUGUAGAAGUGCCAUUAGAUUUUAAUAUAAUUUUUUUAAUAAGAAAGGUAUAUUUUAUAGUAAUCAAUAGCUUCAGUCUUAGUGGUGUAGAGAUUAGAGGACAAUCUUUAUGCAGAAUUGACUUAGAUAUUGAGGUGAUUUAAUUUGAUCUAUAACUGUAUGUGCAUUUUCUUUGUUUGCGCUUUUGGAGUGUGCUUGUGUGUGUGUGUGUUUGUGUGUGUGUGCUGUGGAAAUGUGACAAUCUUGAUUUAGGUCUUUAUUAAGAUUAUGCAUAGAAUUAAAUGGAACAACUUUC